Molecule: messenger RNA, 3573 nt
Organism: Mytilus californianus (California mussel)
Lineage: Eukaryota; Metazoa; Mollusca; Bivalvia; Mytilida; Mytilidae
Product: peripheral plasma membrane protein CASK-like
Exons: 26
Coding region: 181-3072 (963 amino acids)
Biological process (GO): protein phosphorylation; regulation of neurotransmitter secretion
Cellular component (GO): cell-cell junction; plasma membrane
Molecular function (GO): ATP binding; protein kinase activity; signaling receptor binding
Source: RefSeq, a predicted model, not a curated record
ACUUGGUACUUCCGCUAUGGAGUGAAGAAUAUCACAUCAAUACACAUCACCUGCUAUUUAACGAUUAAUUACUUGAUUAAGCAGUUAAUUAAAACCUGCACGGUCUAUUAAACUCUCAAGGCAGUUCAAGGAAAGCCUACCUGACAUGACACUGGCCAUCAAAUAACUUGAAUAAGAAAGAUGUCGUCUGAUGAUGAAGUAUUGUUUGAUGAUGUUUAUGAAUUGUAUGAAACAAUAGGAAAAGGUCCAUACAGUGUAGUAAAGAGAUGUCUGCACAAAGAAACUGGACAGCAGUUUGCUGUAAAGAUUGUAGAUGUGGCCAAGUUCACGUCCAGUCCUGGGCUCAGCACAGAAGACUUGAAGAGAGAGGCUAGUAUAUGCCAUCUACUAAAGCACCAGCACAUUGUAGAAUUAUUAGAGACCUACAGUUCAGAGGGCAUGCUUUAUAUGGUGUUUGAGUAUAUGGAUGGAGCUGACCUUUGUUUUGAGAUAGUUAAAAGAGCAUCACUUGGUUUUGUAUACAGUGAAGCUGUUUCCAGUCAUUAUCUGCGACAGAUACUUGAAGCUAUAAGAUACUGCCAUGCUAACAAUAUUAUUCAUCGUGACCUGAAGCCACAUUGUGUGUUGUUGGCAUCCAAAGAAAACUCAGCUCCAGUUAAACUCGGUGGUUUUGGUGUUGCUAUACAUCUACCUGAAUCUGGAGAGCUAUCAGGAGAGGAGCCUAUUCUUUAUGGAUUGGAUCCUUGGGUUGAUUUGAGAACUGAUAUUGUCGGUAGAAUAGGCACACCACAGUUCAUGGCACCAGAGAUUGUGAACCGACAGCCCUAUGGGAAACCAGUAGAUAUGUGGGGGUGUGGCAUCAUGAUGUUCAUAUUGCUGGGUGGCUAUCCACCAUAUGUAGGAACCAAAGACAAUCUUUUUCAUCAAAUUGUACAGGGAAAAUAUCAUCUAAGAAAACAUUGGAUGACAAUAUCCACUCCCGCUAAAGAUUUGCUCAGUAAAUUGUUGGAUGUAAAUCCUAACGACAGAAUUACAAUAGAGGAAGCUUUACAGCAUCCUUGGAUAAAGGAUAGAAGUAGAAUUCCAAAAGUUCACUUGCAAGAAACUGUAGAAGAAUUAAAAAAGUUUAAUGCAAGACGAAAAUUAAAGGGUGCUAUAAUGGCAGCUGUUUCCAGUUCUAAAUGGAACACAUUUUAUAACGACCCUCCUGAUAUGGCAGAGGAUGAUAUAACCUCAGCUGGAGCUGUGUCUCAGGUGCUAGACUCAUUGGAAGAGAUACAGUGUUUGACAGAUUGUUCCGAACAAGAAAAAGACCUCAUCGAAAAAGUUUUCCAAGAUACCAAACUACAUGCCUUAUUAAAUUUAUACGAUAAAAUCAACACUCAAACAGCUACUCCAGUCCGCCCUCCACCCUCCGAUGCUGUCCAUAAAACAGGGGAGGUAAGUGGUGACCACAAAACAGCUAUUCCAGUCAGCCCUACACCCUAUGAUGCAGUUAAACAAUCAAGGGAGGUUUUGGAAACAAUCAAGAAACGUCCGUCAGAAUAUGCAACAGUCUGUGAAGAAUUAUCGCAAAUCUUAUCAAAGCCACAUAUCACAGCUUUAUUACAAGCCCAUGAUGUUGUGGCUCAUGAAGUCUACAGUGAGGAUGCUGUACGUGUAACUCCCCCACCACUUCAGCCUUAUCUUAACGGGGAUUCUCAACCUGAAACCCCUGUGUCAGAAAUGGAGUCUUCCAAUGUCACACGUGUAAGAAUGGUACAGUUUCAGAAAAAUACAGAUGAACCUAUGGGAAUAACAUUAAAGGUGACAGAGCAAGGAAAAUGUUUGGUUGCUAGGAUUCUCCAUGGAGGCAUGAUUCAUCGUCAAGGAACACUACAUGUUGGAGAUGAAAUACGAGAAAUAAAUGGUGUAAAUGUAUCCAAUCAGACUGUAGACAACUUACAACGACUAUUGAGAGAAGCGAGGGGAAAUGUCAGCUUGAAGAUAGUCCCCAGUCAUAGAAAUAGCCCAGCCCAGUGUGAGUCAAACCUUGUUGUGUCCAAGUGGAAAGGGCAGUCAAUAUCUCUUAGAAUUAACCAGGUUUUUGACUUACAAGAGGUUACUAAUCUUUUUAUAUAUGUUCGAGCAUUAUUUGAUUAUAACCCAGAGGAUGAUGAUCUGAUUCCGUGUUCACAAGCUGGUGUUUCAUUUAGUGUUGGAGAUGUUUUACAGAUUAUUAGCAAAGAUGAUUCCAAUUGGUGGCAAGCAAAAAAAGUUGGUACAUCCCCAAACUCUACUGACCCAGCAGGAUUAAUUCCUUCUCCUGAACUCCAAGAAUGGAGGACAACAGUUUCUAGUCGAGAAAAACUGAAAGAAAACGCUGUGCAUUGUUCAUGGUUUGGAAAGAAGAAAAAAGACAAAUAUUUAGCAAAACAUAAUUCCAUAUUUGACCAAUUAGAUUUAGUGACCUAUGAGGAAGUUGUUAAAUUACCUGCCUUUAUGAGGAAAACAUUAGUAUUAUUAGGUGCUCAUGGUGUUGGAAGAAGACAUAUAAAAAAUACAUUAAUAACAAGUCAUCCAGAUCGAUUUGCAUAUCCUAUACCACAUACAACAAGAGCACCACGAGAAAAUGAAACAAAUGGAAAAAAUUAUUUUUUUGUGACACAUGAACAAAUGAUGAAAGACAUUGCUAAUAAUGAAUAUUUAGAAUAUGGAACACACGAUGAUGCCAUGUAUGGAACAAAAUUAGAAACAAUUAGACAAAUUCAUGUACGGUCACAAAUGGCUAUUCUAGAUGUGGAACCACAGGCUUUGAAAAUAUUGCGUACUGCUGAAUUUGCCCCAUAUGUUGUGUUCAUAGCAGCACCGAGGAUUUUUGAAAUUUUACCACAUCAUAAAUCCAAAGAUAUCAAUGAUGUCAGUUUGGAAAAAUUAGCUACAGAAAGUGAUCUCUUAGAAAAGGCUUAUGGACAUUAUUUUGACUUGAAAAUAGUGAACAAUGACAUUGAAGAAACAAUAAGAACUUUAGAACAAGCUAUAGACGAAGUGUGUUCAUCCCCUCAAUGGGUGCCUGUAAGCUGGGUUUAUUGAAACAGAUUAUAGUUAAUAAUAAUGCCAAAAUAUUUAUAUAUCAAAAACCAAAUUUUUAUAGAAAGUGCUUUUUGUUCAAGGUAUGCAAAAAAUGAAGGAAGUGUUAUAAUUGUUGAUAUUUUGUUAACUGUUGACUUAUAAUACAAAUUAAUUAAUGUUCACCAAAUUACAGGAACUAACUGUUGACUUAUAAUACACGUUAAUAAAUGUUCACUGAAUUACAGGAACUAACUGUUGACUUAUAAUACACGUUAAUAAAUGUUCACCGAAUUACAGGAACUAACUGUUGACUUAUAAUACACGUUAGUAAAUGUUCACCGAAUUACAGGGAAAUGUACAUGGUGCCAUAAUGAGGAACUAUAGCCAAGAAAUCAAGAAUCCAUAUUUGUGAUAUAUACAUGGGAAUUGUAUAGAAGAGUAUCAGUAAUUUAAACUUGAGUAAAUUUGUAUACAAUUAAUCAAACAUGAUAUUCAAAGGAAAUAAAAACAAACCUAAACAAC